Molecule: messenger RNA, 1203 nt
Organism: Xylaria bambusicola
Lineage: Eukaryota; Fungi; Ascomycota; Sordariomycetes; Xylariales; Xylariaceae
Exons: 2
Coding region: 171-1196 (341 amino acids)
Source: RefSeq, a predicted model, not a curated record
GCGGGCAUCAAAGCACAGUAUCUUGUUGUUGCAGAUACAAAGGCACAUCAGCUUGUCUCCCCCAUCAACAGGGACCUGCCGUUAUUCCAUUCCUUUGCAGUCCUGGGUGCGUUGGUGUUUAGGGAACAUCGCCGCCAUCAGGCUACAGUGGUUGGAGCAACACCUUUGUGAUGCCUCAGGUGCCAGAUUAUGCGGGUUCUCCGUUAUAUCCAGCAUUCUACAACCCGUUUUACAGAAACACAUCUGUUCCGAGCACAGUGAGAUUCAACUCACAAGUUCGUAAUAUGUCAGACCACGAUCUUCAUGACCCAGCCUCAACUCGACCUGCAUCAGCCGUGGAUGCAAAGAUGUCAACUUCUCGCCCCAGCCCUCUGGCUCCGGCUUCUUCUUCAAUUCCUGGUGUGGCUAAGCCGGUCUCUUGCGAUGGAUAUGAGUCGGAUAUCCCAUGCAUGUCGGGCGCUGCUGUGACUGGGAUGCCGCCUGCGGAACGAACAAUGCUCAGAUCUCCAAGUCUACCUCUUGUUCCUGAUGCUCCCAUGUCGCCCGUGUUGCUGGAAGAACCCGUAAUCUGCCAGCGUAAAUCUACCUACCAUGGUUCUACCCUAGAUGCAGAGGAUGGUCAUAGCGACAACGAUGAAGAUGAUGACAUCUCAGACAUGAUGACUGAGUCUUCCUCAGAGACCAUCGACAAUCUCAGCCAUACAGCAGACGAUGGCAACCUCGAUAUCCUGGACGUAGAGAACGGCAGCGACGGUGUAAUCGACCUCCAAGUCAUGGCCGACCACAAUACUCCCGGAGGACCUGUCUCCCGCGGCAUUGAUGUCAAGAAUAGCCUGCGCAUCGACAAGUCCACCGGCAAAUUCUACCUCGGCCCGCAAUGGCAAGUCCCUUCAGCAGAUGCCGCACGAAUGAAUGCCGGUCCCGAGUUCGGCACCGCUUCCACGUGGACGAUGAGCUCAUAUCACCAAGAAGACGAGGGCAUGAUGGACACCCAGGACGAACGCAGCGCAGAUCCUCAUCUCGCAGAUCACAUGGGAGCCAUCCACCUGGAAGACGUGGACCAAGCUCCUCAUGAUAUGCCAACAGAGACCAGCCCCAACCGCACCGGCCUCACGCACCGCCUACCUCCCAUGCCCAUUGACCUAUCGAUGUCAGGGGCCCGCCAAUCAGGGCCAUCCUUUCACCACAAGAAAUAAUCAGUGA